This is a messenger RNA of Pocillopora damicornis (cauliflower coral), 1443 nucleotides long. RefSeq names its product alpha-1,3-mannosyl-glycoprotein 2-beta-N-acetylglucosaminyltransferase. Gene Ontology annotation, cellular component: Golgi apparatus. Gene Ontology annotation, molecular function: alpha-1,3-mannosylglycoprotein 2-beta-N-acetylglucosaminyltransferase activity. The record is from RefSeq and is a predicted model, not a curated record. Gene Ontology annotation, biological process: protein N-linked glycosylation. Lineage: Eukaryota; Metazoa; Cnidaria; Anthozoa; Scleractinia; Pocilloporidae.
UUUGACACAUUUUCCUUAUUUAAUCACUGACUCUUUGCUACAAUGAAAGUGGUAUUUAUAACAAAACAAGGCUGGUGGAUUAUACUUGCCGCUUGUGUAUUUGUGCUAGGAAACUGCGUGCUUCUCUAUCGCUUCAUCAACAAGACUUCGAUUGCUGAGCUAGAGAAAGCUGCCAGAUUGAAGGAAAUAUCGGAUAGCUAUCUUGAAAAUUUAAAGGAGUCGGACUCCAAAUUAAAAGAUUUAGCUGAAGCUGUUCAGAGAUUGCAGAGUAAACCCGUGAAAUCCGAUAAUAUUGGACUUGAGAUACGUGAACAAAACAACAAUGAGGUUCAUGCAGGCUUCCAAGUGGAAACACCAGCUGAAGUUCAGUUAAAAGCAGAGCCACAGAAAACUGCAACAUUGUUGAAGUCAAAGUUACUUUUACCAGUUACAACAGAAGCUGAGGAAUUUGUGGCUGCAGUGCUAGUUAUGGCGUGCAACAGACCAACAGUGAAGCGUUGUCUAGAUCUUUUAAUAAAGUAUCGCCCUUCUGUUAAAGAAUUCCCCAUUGUUGUAAGCCAAGAUUGUGGGGAUGCUGCGACAGCAAAUGUCAUUAGAUCAUACGGAAAUCAGGUCUCAUUCAUUCAACAACCAGACCUGUCAGAUGUAAGAGAUGUCCCGGCCAACAUGCGUGGAAUGAUGGGUUACUUUAAAAUAAGCCGUCAUUAUAAGUGGGCUUUGGGGCAAGUAUUUGAUAACAUGGGCUAUGACACAGUCUUGAUUGUUGAAGACGACCUUGAUAUUGCACCAGACUUUUAUGAAUACUUCAAAGCUACAAAACCCUUGCUGGACAAGGAUCCAAGCUUAUGGUGUGUCUCGGCUUGGAAUGAUAAUGGAAAAGAAGGAAUGGUUAAAAGAAAUGAUGUUCUUUACAGAACAGACUUUUUCCCUGGACUUGGCUGGAUGAUGAGAAAAUCUCUUUGGGUAGAACUAGAGCCAAAAUGGCCUCUUGGAUUUUGGGAUGAUUGGAUGAGGGAAGCCUCGCAACGUAAAGACAGAUCAUGUAUUCGACCAGAAAUUCCACGGACAAGGACAUUUGGCCGAGUAGGUGUUAGUCGUGGACAAUUUUAUGAUCAGCAUUUGAAAUUUAUCAAGCUAAAUGACCAAAAGCACCCAUUUUCAAAAACAGACCUUUCCUAUUUACUGAAAGACAACUAUGAUCAAAGGUUUGUAGUACGUGUACAUUCACUGCCUCUUGUAACUGCUGAUCAAUUGGUAGAAAAAAAGGUUUUUGCCACAGAUGUACAAGUUCACUACUCUUCGCCAAUGAACUUUGCACAAGUUGCUAAACAACUUGGUGCAAUGACAGACUUUAAGGCAGGAAUACCCAGAAUGGCAUACAAAGGCAUAGUUUCAAUUGUGUUCUCAGGAAUUAAUGUGCACAUUGUUCCAUCAGAGUAAAGC